UCGCGGACACUGUACGAGAAGUGCACUGCUGUGGUGUUGGGUUCUCCGUAUCUCCUGGACCGGGCCUCUCUCCACCUUCCUCGUGGGAUCUCCUACUUCCUCCUCUACCUGGCCCUGGAGUCCCACAACCAGCUGGCCGUAAAGAAACUGGUGGAAAAGUGGCCUCACGGAGACCUGACUCUGGACUUUCUGGCCCAAAGUUCGCUGUGCAGACGUCAUCGCUGCAGUGGUCCCCACUGCCUGGAGCCUCACGAGUACAUGGGAGUGUUCGGCAGCUACGCUCGCUACAGUAGUACCGACAUAGUGUCCAGUCUGUUGGAGGGAGUCUUCUACAAUCUCUACUACCACCACCGUGGCUUGCCGGUGGAGUUGGGUCUUCGCCAUGUGGACACGUCUUGUAUUGUGUUAGAUGCGGAGAAGUUUCCCCUUCUGUUGAGCCUGGUGAAAGGGACCUCACCUCUCUCAGAAAAUGGCAACGAUAGUGAAACCAAGUGUGUCAGUCUCUCCAGACUGCAUAGACCGAAUACGCACGAGCAGCCACCACCUUCUCUCUUUGUCAAUGUCCUGUUGAAAGGUAGGGACGAUGUUCGGUCUCUGAAUGAGGUGUGUUCACAUUGCCAAUGGGUAGAAGUCAAGCUAAAGGGAGUAAAUACACUUGGCCUACACUCUGUCAAAGAUUUGAAGGCCUUAAUGUGUCAUGUUGUUGGCCCUGCACACAUUUUGGAUGUGAACGGGUGGGAAAACUAUGCUUCAGAUGGUUCAGUCUCUCUGUGGGUGGAUUCUAAUGAGGCAGCUAAAGUCCCGCUCAGUUGCAAGGACCUACUGUUGCUAGGCUCAAGGUCUAGUCAGCGUCUUGCCAACGAGCUCUCUGUACUGUCUAGCCAUCCUCGAAAUCUACGAUCAUUCUGCCUUCUACGGCAGCAGGCAGGUGACGCUGAAGCUCUUGUCAUAAAGGCACUGGGUGUGCUAGUUGAAAGUGUGUCCUAUAGUCUGGAGUACCUGCAGCUACAAUGCUUGAGUUUCACUUCCGCAGAUCUCGGCUGGACAGGGAAAAUGUUCCAAGUUGCGAGUUCUUAGUGUGAAUUGUCAGGGUGACCCUGGGAAUGCCAGACCUAAGCACUCGGUGGCAGAGAUUCUCACAGCCAUCUCUCAGCUACCUCUCUUGGAGUUCUUCCACUGGUCUGAAGGACUCAACCUUACAACCCAGUCUCUUCUCUGCCUCCAUGGCCUCCUUGUGAAUUCCUUCAAGUCCCUCUGUCAUUUCCACGUGUGUUUCUCCUCGGUACUCCUCUCAACAACGGACUUGGUGAAUGACAAGUACUCCGUCUUGGAGGGAGUCCUGGUGCCACUAGUUGGUUUGAAAGAGGGUUCAGAGGCAGUCACUACGUAUAUCUUUGCUCUUGAAGGCAUCAAGGAUGUUCUUUUGGAGUGGCUCUCUUCACUGAGACCUCAGGUGUGCUUCAGACUAGGAAAGCAAGUUUCAAAACUUUGUUUAGAGCGGUAUGUUAGCUCACUUGAGGAAGGUUUAUCUUAAGAGUAUGCAAAAAUGUUGAUUUUUAAAUCACAAA
Geodia barretti is the source of this 1568-nucleotide messenger RNA. The record is from the annotation of a GenBank genome assembly. NCBI's taxonomy places the organism in Eukaryota, Metazoa, Porifera, Demospongiae, Tetractinellida, Geodiidae.